AAGGAAUCGGUGCCUCCCUCGUCGUCUGCCGCCUCACUGUCACCCCUAUCACCCCAGCCGUCUUCCGUCCCGGCCGAUCUGAAGAUUGGCAGCAGUUCCGUUCAAUCAUUAGGAAACUUUAUCGCAACGACCAGAUGAAAUUGAGAGACGUCAGAAAGUAUAUGGAAGAAAAAUAUAAUUUCGUCGCCUCGGAAAAGCAGUACAAAGACCGUCUAGCCGUUUGGGGGGUCUGAAAAACAUCAAGGCGAAAGAAGUCCAGUUCAUGAUUCGCAAACAGAAGAAGCGAGCCGCGCGGGGGAAACGUAUAGCAUUUCGAGUCGGCGGGCAGGAGGUGGACUCGAAACGAAUAGCACGCUUUAUAAGCAGAUACAGUUCACUGUGGGAGAACGAAGAAGACAAUUCUGACAACCAGGAGGCAGAAACUCCAUCCGAUAUGAGUUGCUACACUCCUGAGCCAGAGGGAAAUCCACCAGCAACGUUCGCUUCGGAGAGCUCUACAACAUCGACACACGUGCAUUCAGACCCGCGACGGGAUAAAGAAUCCGACGAUGGGAACAGGGGUAACAUCAACGGAAAUGGCAAAGACCCGGGAAACCAUCACCAAUUUCUCCCCUCGACCAACGUCCAAAAUGGCAUCUUAUCACUGGAAGUAGCUCCAGAACAAAUCAGCCAGGGGGAAGUGCAGCAUCUCGGACCGCAAGAUCUAGCCGACUUCCAAGAACGGAUGGCUAUAUUGGGCCGGCAGCUUCAAGACGAACUGGGAGGCUGCAUAGAUCCAUAUGAUGAUGAUUCGGUGGGAUGUCUUUUGAAUGGCGACAGACCAAGAUUGUUCUGAUAUUUGCGGUUACCCAAAAGUUUUCCUUGUUUAUUGCUGGCUAUUAUUUGGAAAUUGGAUUUUGGAUGGCUUUUAUUUCUAUUUAUAUGUAUGGAGUGCACCUCGCUAUAUAUCCCGUCCAUUCCUCUCACCUGCACGAAGAUUGAUUUUCUCUAUAUUCUUUCCAGCCUAUUCAUUAAAUCAUCGCCACUACGAGCAAUUGGCAUGACUUACAGCAGUAUGUGAACAAAACAGCCUACCAUACUCAAACGUCAAGACAGAAUUGAGAAUUGAACCCCACAUUCCCCAGAAAAGAU
Molecule: messenger RNA, 1131 nt
Organism: Monascus purpureus
Lineage: Eukaryota; Fungi; Ascomycota; Eurotiomycetes; Eurotiales; Aspergillaceae
Source: the annotation of a GenBank genome assembly